CACAUUGGCGCUUGGCGGUUAGCAUUUCGCGGUGUGGUGUGGCACGUGUGUCGCCGUUGGAGGGGAACAACAUCUACAGAAACGGUGUGUACAGGUUUGGUACAGUUGAAGUCCUCAAGCACAGUUAUAUCCCGCUGUGAAAUGGACGUCAAGAACAAUACGUUUUGGGGUCUGAUUCUCCAACCAGGAAAACGGUAUGAGCAGAUCGUGGAGAAGUCGUUCCACGUGUCGAUGGCUGCAUUGGACGUAGCCAGCGUCAGCGCAAAUGCCAAUCCGAAUACCCAAGUCAUGAUCAACGUCGAUGGUCAGGAGUUUAUUCUCUGCCACCUAAACAAAAAUCGCAACCCGCAGCAAACGCUGGAUCUCAAUUUCCAGGGCGGAGAUUCCUUGGCCCUGUAUGUUGAUGGGCAGACACCGGUGCCAGUACACCUCACUGGCUUCUACAAUGAGAUUGAUGAUGAUGAUAUGGAAGAUAUGACAAUGAGUGACAUGUCUGAUGAAGAAGAAGCUCCAGACCUGGUUCCGGUCACGAAAGCAGCGUCUUUAAAGAAGAGCAAAGGUAAAAGCAUAGGGGCAAUGGGAGAUGUCGCUGAGAAUGGUUCCAAGAGAAAGGGAUCGCCAGUGAAAGAAAUUGUUCCUAAGAAGGCAAAGUUGCAAGAUGCUGUAGACGAUGAUAGUGACGAUGACGACGAUGAGGAUGCAGACGAAGAUGACGGAGACGAAGACGAAGACGACGAUGAGGACGAUGAUGAAGUGGAGGCUGAAGAGGAAGAGGAGGGUUUUAGCGAUGAAGAAGAUGAUGACGAGGAGGACGACGAGGACGAGGACGAUGAAGAUGACGAUGACGAUGAUGAAUCCGAUGGCGAACCCGAAAUUCCCCUGAAGAGGACUCAACCAGUAGCACUUAAGAAGGAUAAACUGUCAGCAUCCGUGGAGAAGAGCCGAAAGGAAAAUGGGUCUGUGAGUGUAUCUGAAAGCCCAAAGAAGAAAAAGAAUACGGACCAGAAUUCGGCCGAGGCACAAAAAACGCCUGUUCAGCAGAAAAAGAAGGAGCCAGUGACCCCCAAUCAGCAGAUGAAGAAGGAGCCAGUGACCCCCAAGUCCGCAAAGAAGACGAUCGGGGGUGGUGUAAUGAUUGAGGAUCUCAUCGUUGGAAGUGGCGCUGUCGCCAAAAGGGGCCGGCCUGUUUCGGUGUACUACGUGGGCCGACUCAAGCAGAAUAACAAGCAAUUUGAUCAGACCGUUGGCGGUCCCGGAUUCAAGUUCCGACUGGGUGCGAAGGAGGUGAUCAAGGGCUGGGAUGUGGGAGUGGAGGGCAUGAAGGUGGGCGGAAAGCGGAGGAUCACGUGCCCUCCGCACAUGGCCUACGGCUCCAGAGGCAGCCCCCCAGUCAUCCCACCUAACAGUGCCCUCGUGUUUGAAGUCACGCUGAAGAAUGUCCACUGAACUUUUUGAGCACUCAUUCUUGAAGCUGUGCAAAGCUAUUCCACGUGAUGAGGCGCGAGAGUGGGGAGUGAGCCACGAACGUUUCAUGAUCAUGCGAUGCGAGUGCGUCUCAUCUGAUGUCACGUUUUUCACUGGGAGGGCGCCUUGUGCGGUGUUGGCAAAGGUUGGGUCGCGAGUGGCAAUGUCAAGUGCUGUAUGAUGUUGGGUGCAAGUGUACCAUUGGGCGUUGUCGCUGAAGUGACCCGACGGCGUUGGCCGCGCAGUUGUGUCGAGUACCUAUUGCGUUUUGGGUUUUAAGUUUCAAACAAUACAAUGAGUGAUCAA
Molecule: messenger RNA, 1770 nt
Organism: Pollicipes pollicipes
Lineage: Eukaryota; Metazoa; Arthropoda; Thecostraca; Pollicipedomorpha; Pollicipedidae
Product: 46 kDa FK506-binding nuclear protein
Exons: 2
Coding region: 142-1446 (434 amino acids)
Cellular component (GO): nucleolus; chromatin
Molecular function (GO): peptidyl-prolyl cis-trans isomerase activity
Source: RefSeq, a predicted model, not a curated record